This is a messenger RNA of Ceratina calcarata, 3624 nucleotides long. Its product is annotated as plexin domain containing lethal (1) G0289. The record is from RefSeq and is a predicted model, not a curated record. Bases 91 to 2034 code for a protein of 647 amino acids. NCBI's taxonomy places the organism in Eukaryota, Metazoa, Arthropoda, Insecta, Hymenoptera, Apidae. The transcript has 8 exons.
GACGGCCGGACGAGACACACGCGAACAGUGCUCGGAUUUGUAAUAUUCGUGUAGCGCCAGGAGACUCGGCCAGCUUGCUGCUUGGUAAAUAUGGCGUGUGAACGGUGGUGCUUUAACCGUGGCUAUGACGGGACUCCGCGACGAUGGCUGUACAUCCUGUUGUUGGCCUUCUGCGUGCUCGAGCAUCUCGAUUCGAGCGUCGCCUACACGGAUCUCGAUCAAUAUUAUUACGCGGUGGGACCGUCGGGAGGAUCCCUGCAAGAUCGCGAACCAGUGAGAUUCCAUCUCGCCGAAGUGGAAGAUGAAGCAUUCCCGAGAUAUCGUCGUGCAGCAGAAGAGAAGUCGGUUUACCCGACCACGCAGGUACCGCACGAGCAACUGCAACCGCAGCAGCUGGUCACGCUGCAGCCGCACGAGCAACCGCCGUCGCAACCGCAGCCACAGACACAGCCGCAAUCGCAGGCUGUCGUGAAUGCCACGAACACGCCGAUGAAAGUUUCCUAUUUGACGGAGUAUUCGACUGAAUCGUCGAUCGCUGUAUCCUCCUCAUCAUCGCCAUCCUCCCCGUCCUCGACGACCGGUGGUACCGGUGUACAACCAACCGAAACAAGCACGAUUUCGGCUGAUAAACAGGGAACUUUGAAAAAGCCAAUUUUGUCCACUCCGAAAAAUAUUACCAAAACCAACGUCCUGUUAUCGAGAAACAAUUCUAACGCCAAUGAAACUGCCGAGAGCAAUAAGACGUCAACGAAAGACACCCCGGCGAAACCUGCAGAUGAAAAUGACGAUAAUGACGAUUCAGAUAGCAAUAUCGGAGAUAUAUCCAUUAGUAAGUUUUCAGACUGGAAUAAUAAGACCCUGACUCAACACAAUAUCACCAAGGCGGAGAACGACACGCAUCAAUAUUAUAACAGCACGUUCAUCGUCGACGAGGAGAUCGGGAAGAAAUAUUGGGUGGAUAUAGACAAUCAUCCAGAUUUAAAAGUGAAUCUCUUGCUCAGUCAGAGUCACCGACGUGCUGCGACAGUGAAAUUGAAAUUCGAUUUCCCUUUCUACGGUCACAAAGUUCGUAAUAUCACGAUCGCCACCGGAGGUUUCCUGUACACCGGCGAGUACGUUCACGUUUGGCUGGCCGCCACUCAGUACAUCGCCCCAUUGAUGGCGAAUUUCGACACGCGUUUAUCGAACGAGAGCUUCGUGAAAUACGCCGACAACGGGACAGCUUUUACGGUCGUGUGGGAGAAGGUGGUGUUGCAAGACAAACCAGAAGCCGGGGCGUUCACCUUCCAGGUGACCCUGCAUCAGAACGGCGACAUCGUUUUCGUGUACUCAGUGAUCCCGUUGAUGGUCGAACACAUCGAAGACACGGCUCAUCCCGUCAAAGUCGGCCUUAGCGACGCUUACAUAAUGGACAGAAUAGCUUAUUUCAUUCGGAGGAAAACGAUUUACGAGUAUCACCGCGUCAACUUCAAUCGACAGGACAUUAAGAACUGGACAGUGAUUUAUCUGAACGCUCUGCCCACUUGCUUAGGAAUUGAUAACUGCAGAGACUGCCUGACUAAACUAAAGGAUUUCGACUGCAAGUGGUGCUCGGAAUUGAACCAGUGCAGCACCGGGACGUUCAGAUCGCGGCAAGAUUGGCUCCUGAAGGGUUGCGACGUUCGGAUGAUAAAAGACGUGGACAGUUGUCCAUCGGCGACCACUACGUGCAAGAAUCACGUCGAGGAGUAUGUCAAUCCUGCUGUACACAUGCAAUCGGAGGAGUCGGUCACCGUUAACGAGAUGAAAGCCAUGUUCGAGGAUUCAAUGAUACAUUCUUUGAAGCACUCUCGGGGCAACAUGAACAUGGGAGUUUCUGGGAUUAUUGGAAUCCUUCUUGCGAUUGGUUUAGUACUUGGCUUGGUAGCGUGGGUUACGUACGCUUAUCGCUAUCCUCAUAGCACGUCUGGACAGAUGUUGAUCAGGUACCGACCGAGCCAGUGGAGUUGGCGAAGAGGAGAAGCUCGAUACACCGCAGCAACGAUUCACAUGUGAUGAGAUGCAAAGCGCAGUCGACAGUUAGUAGAGAACUAUCGGACCAAGCUUCCUAUUAAGUAUAUCUACAAUUAUGUCAAAAAGUGGUCUGCAACUACGAGACAGUUUGCAUGUGGCGAGACGCGCGUUUCAUUCUGCUGAUUGCCAUAAAAUUAUCGAUGUUAACGUAAUCGGUAUACAUACAUAUCAGUUCCAUUAAAAAGGAUGAAAUUAUGGAACGUUGGUCUCCGGGAUUACGGCGAUUCAGCUGUUAAUGUAGAGAAAACUUGUGGCCUUGAGCAAAGCGGGCGUGAUGAUAACGAGACUUCUAUUCAGAUUUUCGAAUCGUGUACACUCGCAGUAAUAUUAAUGUAGCAACGAAUUUACACUUACAGUUCGAUAAUGCCUCGCCCGCAAAAAAGCACCGAACUGAAAAUUUACGACCCAUCAUUUCCCCGCGGUUACUCGAAACUCAAAAGACUUAAACUGUUUCUACGCAUAAUACGAUGAGAGAGACGGGGAUCGUUUUACUCAGUCUUUACUGAAACGUUCGCGAUACGUAUGUAUUUUCUGAUUGGUCCAAGCAAAACCGUAUAUACCGUAAAAAGAUAGGCGAGAAAUCUUUAGCCUGGCUAAGAGGAGCAUUCAUGUGAUUUUAGCAGCAGUGGUAUACUUUGUUAUUGUUUAAGAAUUCGUUCUUUUUUCGUAUCGUUAUAUAAAUUACGAUAUUUGUUUAUAAAUAUAAAUAUAUAUGUACGUGUAUAAUCUACCGCGACAUGAAGAGCAAUAUUUUAAUAAAAAAAAAAGAAGAUGAAAUCGAUUAAACGACCAAGUUCUGAUCUAGCCUAUGGAAACUACAGUUCAACUAGAAUACGUGAAAAAUAAAUGGCUCUUUGAGAAAUGCAUACAUUAAGCGAUUGUAUCGCCGAUUUUGUCUAUUUUUUACAUUCCGAAUAUCAUAAAUAUUCUUGCGGAACAGUUAAAAUGAACGAACGAUGAUCUAUGCUCUGAACUGUAGUUUCGUUCUAUUAAAUACAUUUAUGUACAUGCUGUGUGCGUACAUCGACAUGCACGAAACAUAUAUAUGUAUUUCAUGAAAGGAAUUUCUAAAUGCACGAGCACUGUAACUUAGCAGUAACGUAGAUGAAGAGAUGGUAAACAAUAAAAUAUUCAGACAUACUGAUAAUAGUAGAAUCACCAAUGUAUAUAGGUAGCAUAUUAAAGUAAUACAAUAAUUUUUAUAUAAUUUUAAGUACGUAAUUGUAUAAUGUCAACAGGUGCACUUAAUCAACGUUUUGAUAGAUUUAUUGGCAACAACGUAUAUUAAGGUACUUCGUUUCUUUAUGAUACAAAUUUUUCUAAUCAUUAACAGUUUAAAAAGUAUCUACAAAAUAUUAAGUGUUUUCGAAGAUCUUAUGAAUUUGAUACAGUAAACUUUUAUAAUCGUAACGUUUUAAUCUCGCGAUUGACGUUCCUAAACAAUUUUUGAAAAUAUUACAAAAUGUGUCAGGAGUUAAUUAUAAAAAGAAUCACAAUUAUUUUUUGUGACAUUAUUGUGUAUAACCUAAUUGAUAGUUUGUGAUAAUAAAUACUGAUAAGCUUUCACGCCUA